AUGUCUGCUAACGAACGCGAAAACCAGGUUUAUAUGGCCAAGCUCGCCGAGCAAGCCGAACGUUAUGAUGAAAUGGUAUCUUACAUGAAGGAUGUUGCCAAGCUCGGAGUAGAGCUUACCGUAGAAGAACGUAAUCUUCUCUCAGUAGCAUAUAAGAAUGUUAUUGGUGCACGCCGGGCGUCUUGGAGAAUUAUUUCAUCUAUCGAGCAAAAGGAAGAAAAUAAAGGUAACGAAACUCAAGUUCAGAAGAUCAAAGCUUACCGCCAGAAAGUCGAAACCGAGCUCUCAGAAGUCUGUUCGGAUAUUCUCGCCGUAUUGGAUGAACAUUUGAUUCCAUCUGCUGAAGCUGGUGAAUCCAAGGUUUUCUAUUAUAAAAUGAAGGGUGAUUAUCACAGAUAUCUUGCCGAAUUUGCCUCGGGUGAAAGACGAAAAGAAGCCGCCACUCAGGCUCAUGAAGCUUAUAAACACGCAACUGAUAUCGCCCAGACCGAUCUUGCUCCAACUCAUCCAAUCCGGCUUGGGUUGGCAUUAAAUUUUUCAGUCUUCUACUAUGAGAUUCUCAAUUCACCUGAUCGUGCUUGUCAUCUUGCCAAGCAAGCUUUUGAUGAUGCCAUUGCGGAACUCGACACGUUGAGUGAAGAAUCCUAUAAAGAUAGUACGUUGAUCAUGCAGCUGCUUAGAGACAACUUAACCCUCUGGACUUCAGACUUGCAAGAUGCAGAGGGUGAGAAACAAGAUGAACCCAGUAGUAAUAAACAAGAUGUCGAAGCUGAAGAAUCAAAUUCGUUUUCCUCUGUGUUUGGUUCUUUUUAUGGUUUACAUUUGGGAAUUCCUUUUGGUUCACAGGGUGUUGGUGUGUUGGUAUCUUACUUAAAGGAGUCCCUUUUAUUGGGAUCGCGAGCUAAUUUAUUAUCAGGAGCUGCUCCAUUUGCUGGUACAGGAUCUUUAGAGCCAGAUGUAGAAACUGCUCAAGAAACAAAUGCAAGGGGUAACAUGACACCUCAAAAUGUACAAACUCAGUCUAAUACUCCAACUCAGAGCAUUUGGGAACAAUCCAGUCAUCCAGUAGCCUUAGCAUUUCAUCUAUUAUUCCGUACAGGAGCUUUAGUUGUAUACCUAUUUGGUUCCAUGUUUUCUGAUAAUUUUCCUUUAAUCUUCAUCGUUUGUGUCUUAUUAUUGUCAUUUGAUUUUUGGACUGUUAAAAAUGUGACUGGUAGAUUAUUAGUAGGGUUAAGAUGGUGGAAUGAUAUUCAACCCGAUGGAACAAAUGUUUGGAUGUUUGAAAGUAGAGAUCCUUCAAGACCUGUGAAUCCCGUUGAUUCACGUAUAUUUUGGAUUUCACUUUAUGUUACAAUAAUUUUAUGGUUAAUAUUAGCUUUCUUUAGAUUAUUCAGUCCUGAAUGGCUUUUAAUUAUAAUCGUUGCCAUAGCAUUAAAUGCUGCCAACGUUAUUGGUUACACCCAGUGUGAUAAAGAUGCAAAGAAAAAAUGGGCGACAGGUUUUGCAGCUAGAGCGGCUACAUCAAGUCCAAGUAUGGUUGGAAGAUUGUUUUCAGCUGGAAUUGGUAGAUUUUUUUAA
This is a messenger RNA of Funneliformis geosporum, 1578 nucleotides long. The record is from the annotation of a GenBank genome assembly. NCBI's taxonomy places the organism in Eukaryota, Fungi, Glomeromycota, Glomeromycetes, Glomerales, Glomeraceae.